This is a messenger RNA of Camponotus floridanus (Florida carpenter ant), 1694 nucleotides long. RefSeq names its product pro-resilin. The record is from RefSeq and is a predicted model, not a curated record. The transcript is spliced from 4 exons. Lineage: Eukaryota; Metazoa; Arthropoda; Insecta; Hymenoptera; Formicidae. Bases 205 to 876 code for a protein of 223 amino acids. Gene Ontology annotation, cellular component: extracellular matrix.
GGCAUGCCGAGCAGUUACAUACCGACUUUAUUCACAGUCGUGCGACGGAGAGUGUGACAACAACAACACAACAACAAUAAUCGACGACAAUUCGCAUACUCUUGCGUUGAUUGUCCCCUAAAGGGUUGUUGUUUCACCGCUAACGGGUACGCGAGUUAGCGUGGUUCCAGCACGUCGACUUUCAUCACUUAGUGUGGCCGCAAGAUGUACUAUUUACAGCUGGCCGUGCUCUGCGUGACGGUGGCCAAUGUUAUUGGUGAUCUACCACCAGGCACACGGCGCAACACAUAUCUGCCACCAGAGCCGACGAAGGGUGGCUACUCGUACAGCAAGCCGCCGGUGCAAUUUCCGAAGCCCACGCCGAGCUUCCCUGGAUCGAGACCGACACCGAGUUUCCCUGGGACUAGACCGACGCCCAGUGUUCCCAGACCGACGCCAACUUACCUCGAGCCUAGACCGACGCCGACCUAUGGUGUGCCCAGGCCGACGCCGACUUAUGGUGUGCCCAGGCCGACGCCAACUUAUGGCGUACCCAGGCCGACCCCCACAUCUGGUUAUCCGCCCUAUACCGGCCAAGGGACUGGUACCAACAGGAAUACUAUCGAGCCUGCUCACGACCAUCAUCAUCACGAACCCGGCAUGCCCUUCGACUUCAAUUACGCCGUGAAGGAGGACGCUUUCGGCAACGAUUAUUCCCACAACGCUAUUAGCGAUGGCGACAUCGUUCGCGGCGAAUACAGGGUGCAACUUCCGGACGGCAGGACGCAAAUCGUGCGAUACACAGCUGAUUGGCAGCACGGCUUCAGCGCACAGGUGUCUUAUGACGGGAAUCCCCGCUAUGACAUAUCUCGGCCGGGAGACUUUCGAGGCUACUAGCUUUAGCGUCGAGACUAGGGUUGUCAAUUUCCGUCAAAUCAAAAGAGACUAUAGCACAAUGAAUCGUUAUACUCUAUGUAACGACACUCUAAAAAAAACCCAUUAGAGGUAACAAAAAAAAGACGUAUUGUGAAAGAAAAAUGCUUAUGUAGCUUACAUAGAGGACAAGUGCUUGUUAUAUAUUUCUUAUAUCAAUAACAGCAUGCAUGUUUCAAAAUUGGCGAAAAGUUUAUAUAGCGUUAUUUCUUACGAAAUUUUGAAUCAAUUUUUUCCUAGUGACAAUGUCGAAGAGUAGACUAUUAUCUUUCACAAUUCUCCAAAUUUGAUCAUUUAAUAUCUAAAUAUUCAAAUUAAAAUUCCGUCAAAGUUUACCUUCACUCAAACAAUAAUCUAAACAUUUAUUUACAUUUCUGAAUUUUAAUCACGCGCGUACCCAAACAGCACAAGAUAUCUUCAGGAUGAUCCUGAAUAUAUCCUGAAAUCCUCGGGAUAUACGCGGGAUUUGUUCAGGAUAUGAUAUAAAGCCAAACAGCUCAUGAUAUUUUUUGGAUCUUUUAAGAGAGUCCUGCGGAACUGUAAGAGAUAUUUUAAGGAUAUCCUUUUGUGUUCCUUAUCUAGACAGCACAAGAUAUCUUCAGGAUCAUAAAACAGCUCAAAAUGUUUUUUUAUCUCUUAAGGAAGUCCUGCGUGGCUGUAAGAAAUAUUUUAAGGAUAUCUUUUUGUGUUUCUCAUUACAUCCCAAAUUAGUUCAGAAAAUAUGUAAUUGAUAUACUAUAUAUAUAUAUGCUUGAAGGCUUAAUUUAGAUUAUAUGCAGCAU